AUGAAAGCAAGUUGGCCAGUUCGAACGCUAAGCUUUAGYCACGACGGUCAAAUGUUGGCUUCAGGAUCAGAAGAUCUCAUUAUAGACGUUGCAAUGGUAGAAACUGGGGAACGGAUAUGUGAAGUUCAGUGCAAUUCGCCCACGUUCACCGUCGCUUGGCAUCCAUCUAAACCUCUACUGGCAUUUGCUUGUGAUGAUAAGGAUAAACACGAUCGAGAUGCGGGGACAGUACGACUGUUCGGUUUACCAAAUAACUCUUAGUACGACCGAAGUGUGCCAUAAAGUCCGUCUGAACAAUACAGAUCAGGAGAUGGUCGGAUUGACCGCCACAGAGGCCUCAGCCCACAAUUUUAUCUUAGCUAAAAAGAUAAAUGAUGCGGUCGAAUUUUUGAGAAUAUAGACAAAAAAGACUCGUCUGUAGGUGUUUUUAUAUAUAUGUCAGUGUUGCCGGAAUAACAAGUAUUUUCGAGCAUUUACUUUAUUUUCUUUGCCAUAAAUGCACAAAAACGGCUCCAAUGGAUUUGAAAACAAUAUAUUUUUUUGUUAUCUCAGACGUAAUUUUUUUUCUUUUUCCUCGUAUAUUGAAAGUAUUUGACCAGACCUGCUAUACAAUGRCAGAUAGUCUGUAAUGACUUAUAAAAAGGUGGGCGAUUAAGCAGUUUUAAGUAGUUCAUUAUCGUUGAUUUACUCAGUUUAUUUUCCUCAAAAAYACAAAGRGGAAUGGAAGUAUUCAGUUGUGAACCGCCCACUUUUUUAUAUAUUCAAAGUACUGGAAGGCGACACUGUCAACAUACAAAUUUAUCUUUGUCUGUGCCUUUGUCUUUSUAAUGUGGUUGCUAUUAAACAAAGGUUUCACUCUAA
Molecule: messenger RNA, 861 nt
Organism: Exaiptasia diaphana
Lineage: Eukaryota; Metazoa; Cnidaria; Anthozoa; Actiniaria; Aiptasiidae
Product: THO complex subunit 3-like
Exons: 4
Coding region: 1-261 (86 amino acids)
Biological process (GO): mRNA export from nucleus
Cellular component (GO): THO complex part of transcription export complex
Molecular function (GO): protein binding
Source: RefSeq, a predicted model, not a curated record